GGGCGUCAAAAGCAACAAAAGCGUACCUCAACCUUUUUUGAGUUCUGCCAGUCGGAGAAGUGUAUACUAUUGUGUACUGAUGUAGCAGCACGUGGUCUGGAUAUACCUGAAGUUGAUUGGAUAAUACAAUAUGACCCACCUGAUGACCCCAAAGAGUACAUUCAUCGUGUUGGUAGGACAGCAAGAGCUGGUGCUAGAGGAAAGGCUUUAUUGUUUCUUUUGCCUGAGGAGCUAUCCUUUCUUUGCUACUUGAAACAAGCAAAGGUUCCAUUAAAUGAAUAUGAAUUUGCUCCUGGCAAGCUCAGUAACAUACAAACACAAUUGGAGCACUUAAUGGAAAAGAAUUAUUACCUACACAAGUCAGCGAGGGAUGGCUAUCGCUCCUACCUUCAAGCUUAUGCUUCCCAUUCACUCAAGAGUGUCUUUAAUGUAGAGCAGUUGGACCUACAGAGAGUAGCCAAAGGAUUUGGAUUCUCAGUACCUCCCAGCGUCUCAUUGAGUAUCCAUUAA
This is a messenger RNA of Amphimedon queenslandica, 510 nucleotides long. RefSeq names its product ATP-dependent RNA helicase HAS1-like. NCBI's taxonomy places the organism in Eukaryota, Metazoa, Porifera, Demospongiae, Haplosclerida, Niphatidae. The annotation marks the transcript as partial. The record is from RefSeq and is a predicted model, not a curated record. The transcript is spliced from 4 exons.